ACAUCUCACACUCCUUCUCGCCACUCAAAACGCCUCGACGCAACAUCCUCAUUGCAUAGGCGACGUCGUUGCGGCAGCUUCGACCAACUGUAUCUUCCACCUGGCGGUGACCACCAGACACACAAUCGCCCACGAUGAAGUUUAUGAUCGAUGACCUGCCGGUGCUCUUCCCCUAUGAGAGAGCAGUACUCGUACAUGUGCGAUCUGAAGAAGACGCUUGAUGCCGGGGGACACUGCGUGCUCGAAAUGCCCUCGGGAACAGGAAAGACUGUUUCUCUUCUGAGUUUGAUCGUGUCGUACAUGCAGAAGCUCACACAGCAGUUCUACCCAAACAAGCGUCAGCUGGUGUACUGCUCCCGAACAGUCCCAGAGAUCGAGAAGGCGCUGGCCGAACUCAAGCGUCUCAUGGAGUAUCGUGCCGAGAUGGGCGCCAACGACGAGGGCUUCCGCGGACUGGGAUUGUCGAGUCGAAAGAACCUCUGCUUGAAUCCCGAGGUGGCGAAAGAGAAGAAGGGCAAGAUUGUCGACUCGCGCUGUCGUGACUUGACAUCCGCGUACGCGUGCGAGCAGGGAAGAGCGGACCCUGGCUCUGUGCCGCUCUGCUCUUGGCACGAAGAGCUGAACAACUACGAGACGGGCAACCUCAUCCCGCCAGGCGUGUACACCCUCGACGAUGUGAAGCAGUACGGACGCGAGAAGGGCGUCUGCCCGUACUUUACCAUCCGUCGAAUGAUGCCUUAUGUCGACGUGAUCAUCUACUCGUUCCACUACCUCCUCGACCCCAAGGUCGCCGAGCAGGUCUCGCAGCACCUCAGCAAGGAGGCGAUUGUCGUGUUCGACGAGGCACACAACAUCGACAAUGUGUGCAUCGAGUCGCUCUCUAUCGACCUCACCCGCCCCAUGUUGGACUCUGCGGCGCGCAGUGUCGCGAAAAUCGGAGACAAGAUCGACGAUAUCAAGAAGAACGAUGCGCAGAAGCUGCAGGACGAGUACGAGAAGCUCGUGGCUGGGCUGUCGAGCGCGCGCGGUGAAGAGGAUGACCUGCUGGCUAAUCCUGUCCUGUCGGACGACAUGAUCAGCGAGGCGAUACCGGGCAACAUUCGCAAGGCGGAGCACUUUAUCGCGUUCUUGAAGCGCUUCAUCGAAUACCUCAAGACCCGCAUGCGUGUGCUCCAUGUCGUCGCUGAGACGCCGCAAUCCUUCCUUGCACACCUCAAGGAGAUCACAUACAUCGAGAAGCGACCACUACAGUUCUGUGCAGAGCGCCUCACCUCGCUUAUCCAGACGCUCAACCUCACCAAUAUCGAUGAGCACUACGCGCUCCAGAAGAUUGCAGGGUUUGCGACCCUGGUCGCCACGUACGAGAAGGGAUUCCUUCUCAUCCUGGAGCCCUACGAGACGGAGCAUGCGACCGUCGCCAACCCCAUCUUCCACUUCACCUGCCUUGACCCCUCGCUGGCCAUCGCGCCAGUGUUCGAGCGGUUCAGCAGUGUCGUCAUCACGUCGGGAACCAUCUCCCCGCUCGAGAUGUACCCCAAGAUCCUGCAGUUCCAGCCCGUCAUCGAGGAGUCCUACCCGAUGACGCUUACACGAAACGCAUUCUUGCCCAUGGUCAUCACCCGUGGCUCGGACCAGGUGCCCAUCUCGUCGCGCUUCGAGGUGCGCAACGACCCCGCCGUGGUGCGAAACUUUGGCAGUAUCCUCAUCGACCUGGCGCGUACCGUGCCAGACGGUGUCGUCGCAUUCUUCCCGUCCUACUUAUACAUGGAGUCGAUCGUCAGCGCCUGGUACGAUAUGGGUAUCCUCAGUGAGGUGUGGAAACACAAGCUACUGUUCGUCGAGACGCCCGACGCCAUGGAGACGAGUAUUGCGCUGAAGAACUACCGAGAGGCUUGCAACAACGGCCGUGGCGCUGUCAUGCUGUCUGUCGCACGAGGCAAGGUGUCAGAGGGAAUCGAUUUCGAUCACAACUACGGUCGCGCAGUCAUCAUGUUCGGUAUCCCAUACCAGUACACCGAGAGUCGUAUCCUCAAGGCGCGCCUCGAGUUCCUUCGUGACAACCACAGGAUUCGCGAGAACGACUACCUCACUUUCGAUGCCAUGCGACACGCCGCCCAGUGUGUAGGACGUGUCCUGCGAGGAAAGACCGACUGGGGAUUGAUGGUGUUUGCGGACAAGCGCUUCGCACGACAGGACAAGCGCUCCAAGCUGCCACGCUGGAUCAACCAGUAUAUCACUGACGCCCACUCCAACCUGUCCACCGACAUGGCAGUUGUCCUGGCCAAGAAGUUUAUCCGCCAGAUCUCGCAGCCCUUCGACCACACCCAGACGGGUAUCUCGCUGUGGACUCUGGACGACAUUCUCGCUAGGCAAGAGCAGGAGAAGGAGGAGGCGGCCAAGGCUGGCGCAGAGAUUACCGAGGCGUUCGGACCAGCCGCCAACGGCCGUCCCGACGACGCCGACGUCGACAUGGACCACCACUUUGACAUUGACGAUGCGGUCCUCGCUGCUGUCGACCUGCCAGACGACGUAUAGGCGGAGAGACGUAUGGGACCUCAUCAGUAGACCAACCGUUGUAGCACUAGGCAUUUGGAUC
Molecule: messenger RNA, 2596 nt
Organism: Vanrija pseudolonga
Lineage: Eukaryota; Fungi; Basidiomycota; Tremellomycetes; Trichosporonales; Trichosporonaceae
Product: General transcription and DNA repair factor IIH helicase subunit XPD
Exons: 9
Coding region: 151-2535 (794 amino acids)
Biological process (GO): positive regulation of mitotic recombination; transcription by RNA polymerase II; nucleotide-excision repair
Cellular component (GO): nucleus
Molecular function (GO): hydrolase activity, acting on acid anhydrides, in phosphorus-containing anhydrides; damaged DNA binding; ATP binding
Source: RefSeq, a predicted model, not a curated record